AUGACCACCCAGCUGGAAAGCUCUGGGGCCCUAACAGGGACAACCCCCAAAUACUCACGAUAUCGCUCUGUGCGUCGUGCUGCAACUGAAGCAGCCGGGGAGGCAUCCACAGCUAAACCUUCAAAUGAGGCCAUUGCGCGCAGCAUGUCACGAUACCGCCGACCCAAGACUGCAACCACUGCACCGCACGCUGCUAAUUGUCCGCCAGUGCCCUCAUUGCCGGCCUCGGUUCAAACUCACAAGGCCGUCACUAAGGGCACUGUGGAAGUCGCCAGUCCGCUCAGUGGCGCCUCUCCUCGCUCUGAGAAGAUACAGAAUCCAUUCUCAGAUCACGAUGACGAGCUGUCUGAGGCAGAGAAAGCGCGCAUGAGAGAAGAGGCCAUGCGCAAGUUGACCAUGGCAGAGCGGCCUAAGGCACCAGCCACGCUGCCUCAGGCGCGUCAAGAAAACCCCGUCCAAGCAAAAUUCGUGCCCGAAAAAGAGAAGGAAGGAGCUGGACACAGCAGGCGCGCCUCGUGGAAGGACCGACUGGGUUUAUCCCACCACAGGAAGGUGGGGCCUGACGCUCUCGACGAUUCUUCACAAAACAACAACAGCAACGGCAACGGCAACAACAUGACCCUUCCUGCUCCUGGCAUCGAUGCUCCUGUUUCUGCUGUGAAUGCUGGUGAACGGAGAGUACUGGUGAAAUGCAAGUCAAGCUCGCUAAAACUGCCUGUCACACCUACCACGCGAGUCAAAGACAUCAUUUUCUCUGCCGCCAACUGUUUUUCUGAGCGCAUUGAUCCUAAAAACGCCAUCAUCGUCGAGUCGUUCUCAUCUCUGGGUCUUGAACGACCGCUACGUCGGUACGAGCAUGUGAGAGAUGUGCUGAAUUCGUGGUCAUCAGAUGAUGCCAACGCCUUGCUCAUUUCUGAUCCGCCAUUUGACGGCGCGACUCGGAAAUUGGAACUGUCAGCUGCGCCAAAUACAGCGCCUAAAGACGCAAAAUUUCAUGUAUACCAUUCUUCGAAGCCGGGCAAAUGGGAUAAACGAUACAUCACUUUGCGCAAUGACGGUCAGGUCGUGCUCUCCAAGAAGUCAGAUGCCAAAGAAGCAAAGGACUUUACAAACGUAUGUCACAUGUCAGAUUUUGAUAUUUACACGCCUACUAGCCGUCAACUGGCGAAGACCGUCAAACCGCCUAAGAAGAUAUGCUUUGCAAUCAAAAGUCAGCAGAAAUCGUCCAUGUUCCUUUCCACAGAAAACUUCCUCCGUUACUUUGCUAUAAGUGAUUCGACCGUCGGGCAAGACUUUUAUGAUGCAGUCCAUGGUUGGCGCAGCUGGUAUCUCGUCCAUGUCUUGGAAGUUGGCAAGGCGAAUGAGGCGGCCAAUGCCACUGUGUCAGCCCCAAUAUCUAGAGAUGGCCCUAGAACCCCAUCUAUUCGCCAGCAACGACACGUAUCGACCGAUUCCAUUCCAUACCAACUAGGCUCAUUCAAGCCUUUGAUAGACUUUGGUCGCAAUGCGGAAUCCAGUGUAUCAAUACCUGAGAAGGCGACCGAAGAAACCACUGCAUCCAGCCGCGAUAUGUUCUUGCGCAAGAAAAAGGCACGAGACCACGCACCGCCCCCUUCCUCGUUUCCUGUGCAUCUCCCUGCGCUGGAAAUACAAAAAGAAUCCUUGUCUCCACAGGAUGACGACUCGACUUUUUCGCCAGACAGUCUCCUGGGAAGAACAUACAGCCAAAAACAAGCAGCUCAACGUGAACGAGAAGCUAGAGAGGGAAAUGAACAUGACCCAUUCUCCUCACAUGGUCUGUUGAAACACUUGAGUCCGACGAGCACGGAUCAAGCUUCUUUCCAAAGCAUGCCUUUCAGCAAUCCAUCUAGUCGAGGAAACAGUCGCUCGAAUACAGUUCGCUCUAACCAUCGCCCUGCAGAAGGCUUUUCACAUAGCCGGUCGAAUUCGGUACGUAAAGGCAAACCUCUGGUCGACCUCACACCGACGUACAGAGAACCGCCUCAGCAUGCAAGAAAAGGCCACGGCGUCAAAAUCGACUCAGGAAUGCCUCUUGUCGAAGCAGCCACCGGACUAGAAGCUAUACCUGGCAUACCCAACAUCCCUUCAGCCACAACAUGGAGGCGCGAAGAGGCAGCGUCUGCACCCGCUCCCCCAGGCCGUCGACGCGCCAACACGGUAAAAGGCCAACAUAAAAAUCAUACACCAAUUUUGGAUCCUUUUGCCAGCCCAUCUGAUGCUGCCCCGUUCAUACCGAAUGGUCUUGUAGCUCUUUCUGCCAAUACGCCAAGCUCACAGGCCGGUCCAGGUGUUGGUCGGGGUGUUGCUACUGGUGAUCGUCAUGCUACUCGUCCUUUACUUGAUAUGACUCCACAGAGUCAGUUUGCGGAGGGUAGUCUGUUACGGAGCAUUGAGAAGUUGUAA
Messenger RNA from Talaromyces amestolkiae, 2424 nucleotides. RefSeq lists its product as uncharacterized. NCBI's taxonomy places the organism in Eukaryota, Fungi, Ascomycota, Eurotiomycetes, Eurotiales, Trichocomaceae. The record is from RefSeq and is a predicted model, not a curated record. Bases 1 to 2424 code for a protein of 807 amino acids. The transcript has a single exon.